This is a messenger RNA of Scatophagus argus, 3053 nucleotides long. RefSeq lists its product as uncharacterized. The record is from RefSeq and is a predicted model, not a curated record. NCBI's taxonomy places the organism in Eukaryota, Metazoa, Chordata, Actinopteri, Scatophagidae. The transcript is spliced from 13 exons. Bases 47 to 2644 code for a protein of 865 amino acids.
AUGUACGUGGCCCACAGUCUCUAGGCGGAGGUGAGUUUGUGGCAUCAUGACUUCCACUCUGCUGCUUCAGCUGCUCCUGGUCUCCCUGGCAUCGGCGUCGCACCACUACGGGGGAACUGUGACCUUCACCUAUAAAGGAAGAAACCCUGAUGGGACGUUCAAGGUGGACAUCCGCAACAGGGAAACCUUCGAUGGGUGUCUGUACCACCACUACUGGUCUUGUUACACUGGAAACUGUGGUUACUCCAGCAGAGUUCAGAGAGGUGUACUGGACAGGAGCACCAACGCUCCUCGCUAUAACAGCCAGUGGUGUGAAACCGAAACGGUCACCACACGACAUGUUUUCACUGACAAACCUUUUGAAAUGAGGGCACGUAGCUGUUGUUGGAUCCCAGCACGAAACCCGGUUAGUUAUUGGAAUUUCCUCACCUCCUUGGAUUUGGGAACGAGGUCUGACACAAGAAAACCCAACAGGUCACCAGAUGUUGCCAUUCUGCCCCUCCUACGAAUUCCUCAGAACUGCCCGCGGACAUACAGGCUGAUGUCCUUUGAUCCUGACGGUGACAGAGUUCGAUGCAGAUAUGGAAACAUCCCAAAUUUAGAGUGCACCUCGUGCAACCUACCUUCAGGCUUCAUCUUAGAUCAGAGCUCUUGCAUGUUGCACUACCAAUUCUCCAGUGCCAACUAUGGAGUUUAUGGAUUUGAGCUGGUGGUGGAGGACUUCCCACAGAGGAGCAUCACAUUGGCCUACGCUGAUGGAUCCCGAUCCACCAGGGCUCCACUGACUGCAAGGCGAAGGAGAUCAGUCAUGAAUCCAAUGACCACCUCCUCUCCUACCACAGGGCCCCCAUCCACUAUUGCGAGCUGGUGGGGGUGGUGGCCAGCCACAACUGCAUCCCCAUGGGGAUGGUGGCAGACUCCUGCUAUGACAGCAGCACCAACCCAAACUGCAUCUCCAUGGGGAUGGUGGCAGACUCCAGCUAUGAGAGCAGCACCAACCCAAACUGCAUCUCCAUGGGGAUGGUGGCAGACUCCAGCUAUGACAGCAGCACCAACCCAAACUGCAUCUCCAUGGGGAUGGUGGCAGACUCCAGCUAUGAGAGCAGCACCAACCCAAACUGCAUCUCCAUGGGGAUGGUGGCAGACUCCAGCUAUGACAGCAGCACCAACCCAAACUGCAUCUCCAUGGGGGUUGUGGCCAACCACAACCUCCACAUCGCACACCACAGGGCAGCUGUACGCCACCACCCCUCCUCUCAGUAAACUGCCUUUACAGUUCUCUUUCCUUGUGGACCCUCCUGUUCCUUCAUGUCAGGAGGGUCUCUACUUGCCACGGCUUGUGCACCCGACACCUGCAAACGCAGCUCGCGUCCAAGCGGAGGCCAACAAAGAGGUGGAGAUCAGAGUGAAAGCACAAGCUUCAUACGCGACACUACAUGAUAUCAUCAUGAGCGGGCCCACGAACAUCACCAAGCACAGGACCACACAUGACGAGUUUGUCAUUAAGUGGACGCCUACAGAAGAUGACCUGGGGGAUCACUACCCGAUCUGCUUCGCUGUUGAAUCAAGAUGGGGGUCGUCCAUCUAUCAGUCCGAGAUGAGGUGUGUCCUGGUGGACGUCAUCAGGGAGGAAGUUGAAACCACAGUGAUCUGCACUGAGUCCACCAUGACAGUAGUGGUUGAGAGGUCUUCAAUUCCUGGAAUUGAUGUGAAUCGUUUGCGGCUCAGUGACCCCGCCAACACCGCCUGCAGCCUCCACUCCAACAGCACUCACGUCAUCGGUGUCAUCCCUCUGAACGCCUGUGGCACUCAGAUCGAGGAAGAUGAAGAAAACCUAAUGUUCAAGAAUGAAAUCACCACCGUCGACAACGGCCGAGAUGUGAUCACCAGGAAACACCUGCUGGAGGUUCAGUUCUACUGCCAGUACCCCAAACGAGGAAACGUGACGCUGGGCUUCACGGCACACAGGAAUAACGUCACAGUGUUCGAGAAGGGCUUCGGCACCUUCACCUACGCCUUCGAGUUCUUCCCCAACGCGCAGUUCUGGUCCAUGAUCGAUCCGAACUCAUACCCUCUGGAGUACGACAUAGGGGACGAGAUCUUCAUGCAGAUUGAGGCCACCUCGACAGUCAACAACACUGAGCUGUUUGUGGAGUCCUGCAGAGCUGCACCAUAUGACACCCCAAACUAUUCGCCAACCUACUCCAUCAUUGAAAACGGGUGUAACGUGGACUCGACUGUUGAAACCUAUUCCCCAGCCCACGAGAGGCAGUUCAGGUUCAGCAUGGAGGCCUUCAAGUUCAUUGGCUUGCAUGACCAGGUGUACAUCAGCUGUUCAGUCAUCAUGUGUGAAGCAGGGGAGCCCAACACCAGGUGCUCACAGGGAUGCAUCAACUCCACACAGUCAGCCCGCCGAAAGCGAGAGGCUACCACCCAGAGUGGGAUACACUUUGUUUCCCAGGGUCCCCUCCGGCUGAGGAGGUCAGCAGAGCUCAGGGAAAGCCCAGUGAUGAACCUGAAUCUGAACCUGGUCUUCAUCGCUGGAUGUCUUCUUGCAGCCGUCGGCAUGAUCAGCGCCGCAGUCAUGUACAAAUCCAAAAUGCUGAGGGUCAGAUACCAGCCUUUGCCCACAUCUGAAAGUUAGGAAGCAGCCCGAGCAGAAUAAAGAUUCUGUUUUAAUCACAUUUGGAUAUACAAAGAUGAAUUUGAUUAUUUUUCUAUCAGAUAUCUGUUCAUGUAUCGAAUCCCCUGCAUAUCUGUUUAAAUGUCUACAGCUAUAGUUGGACAAGCUGAAAGGAUAGAAAAUCAGUAUCUUUGCAAAGUGAGUCUUGUUUUAAGCAACAGUGAAACCUGGUACUGCAGCUGCUGGGUGUUCAGUUCAGUAAUCUGGGGUGUAGGUUUACCACUUUUCUACUUUUAUGUUUUACGGUGUGGUUUAAAGCAACUAUCUUCAUUUACAUGCAUAGCCUUGUCUGAGCGUGAUCGCUAACAUGUCGAAUGUUGUCAAAACACGUACACCUGCUAAAUGGAUCAGUAAAACAUAAAUUCUCUUA